This is a messenger RNA of Pungitius pungitius (ninespine stickleback), 2480 nucleotides long. It is a transcript of the gene lpxn, whose product is annotated as leupaxin. Bases 329 to 1498 code for a protein of 389 amino acids. The transcript has 10 exons. The record is from RefSeq and is a predicted model, not a curated record. Lineage: Eukaryota; Metazoa; Chordata; Actinopteri; Perciformes; Gasterosteidae.
CCUCCGUCCUGGACCGAGCACGACAGGAAGCGCAGCAGACACGGGUGCCUCAGAGUCUUCAGGUGCUGCAGGAAAUGAAUAGUAGGAAGACGGAAAAGGGGGGAAUGUUAAGCAGCUGAAGUUGCAGUGAUACCCGUUGGUUUCCCUCCUUUAAAGGAAAGAGCAUCAUAUUAAUCAUAGGAAGGUUUCACUUCCGUAACAAAACAAAAAAAGGCAGAGGAAGUGAUGAUAUGCUUCAGAUGACGAUUUGGGCUGGAUACCGUAGUAACUAAACAGCAGAAAAAGAAAAGAAAACACCCACUCUCAUGUGGUGAAAGCAGGAGACAACAUGGACGAGCUCGAUUUGCUGUUAGAAGAGUUGGCCCUCAAUUCCGUGCACUCCGGAAGCGAGAUCAGCAGCAAAGACGCCGCUGCAGAGGUGACAGGUGCAGUUCAUGGUGGAUUUACCAAAAAAGAGAAAGUGUGCUCGGUGUACAGUGACCUGCCGGCUCCUGUAGCAGCUUCUUGUUCUCUUGACUCUCCCACUAAGGAGCUGGACGCUAUCUUGCUGAGUUUCCUGGAAGAAGUGGAGCCAGAGUCUUCAACAACCCCUCCGCCUCUGAGGCAAAAACAGUCUGUGAAAGGAAAAACAAAAGGCGGGCCAGAGGAGAACAAGGAGAGCAGCGGCACAGCAGCUCCAGAUGCAGCAAACGCCCGGACCACGGGCGACAAAACGGAAACAAUAGACGAGCUGCUGGGAGGGCUGAGCUCUGAUUUGGAGAAGAUCGGCGUCCGCACCGCGGCCAAGGGCCAUUGUGCUUCCUGCAACAAGUGCAUCGUGGGAAAGAUGAUCACGGCGCUGGGUCAGGUGUGGCACCCUGAGCACUUUGUGUGCGAGGCGUGCAAGGCCGAGCUGAGCACCUCGGGCUUCUUUGAGAGGGACGGUCGGCCGUACUGCGACAAAGACUACCACCAGCUCUUCUCUCCCCGCUGUGCCUACUGCAAGGGGCCCAUCGUCACGAACAUCCUGACAGCUCUGGACCAGACCUGGCACCCCGAGCACUUCUUCUGCACACACUGCGGAGGCCUGUUUGGACCCGACGGUUUCCUGGAGAAGGAUGGGAAGCCCUACUGUUGCAAGGACUUCUACCACCUCUUUUCCCCCAAGUGCUCCGGCUGCGGGGAGUCGGUGAGGGAGAACUACCUGACUGCAGCCAACGGCACCUGGCACCCAGAGUGCUUCGUCUGCGCGGACUGUCUGAAGCCCUUCGCCGAUGGCUGUUUCAUGGACUUGGACGGCCGACCCCUCUGCUCCCAGCACUUCCACUCGCGGCAGGGCACCCUGUGCGGCGGCUGCGGCGAGCCCAUCGCGGGCCGCUGCAUCUCUGCGCUCGGCCGCAAGUUUCACCCCGAGCACUUUGUGUGCGCCUUCUGUCUGCGGCAGGUCAGCCAGGGCAUCUUCAAGGAACAGGAAGGGAAACCGUACUGCACGGCGUGCUUCGACAAACUCUUUGUGUGAGACGUCUGAGGCGCGGCGGGGACCAAUCAAACGCAGCAUCGGGGCCAUCGGCGGGAUUACAAUGUCUCCGUAGGAUGAGUGAUGCAUGCAGGCUAUUCUUACAUCACAGCACGAGAGUUGAAUUUUAUUCUAUAUCUCAUAUUGCAAAUAAACAUACUGGACGUUUUUAUGAAUUGCAAUUGAAUAACUAUUGAUAGAGUUUGUAAAAACGUCAGGAAAAAAAUGCUCACGUUUUAACAUAAUUAAUGACGUGGUUGAAAAACACACAGAGAAUUCCCAUAUUCUUUGAUAAAAAAAACUCUGAAGGAUCAUUUCACAUAUAGGAAUUUUUCGACAAGGUGUGUUGCUGACACUUGGGCUGAAUUACAUAGGAUUUCAUACAUCACCAUCACAUGAAAUUCAUAAACGGAGCAAGAAAAAGCAGUUUUAAUCUGUGGUUUCCAUUAUGCUCCCCUCAGUUUGCUGUAAGACUUGGCAGUCUGGAGGGGGCUUGUCUACGGCUGCUGAUAGCUUGUAUUGGCAGGGACUGGCAUGGAAUCGGCGUGCCAACCCCAGUUUCCUCUUACUCUGACUUUAGCGUUUGGCCCCUGGCGUGCACUAGAUUCAAACAACCUCGUCCUCCUCCACACAGGUUCCUUUAUGGACGCCUAUAGAAGAUUAAUGAAGGCGGUGAUGUGAACAGAGGUGGUUUCAGGAGGACCUUCUUCACAUCACUGCAUCUCUUCAGCAACUCACUUUUACUGUUGAGGGAUAAAUCAGCCCCAAAGUGCCGUCGAGUAAAUUCAAGUAUUUUUGUUCACUCCCGCUGGCAGUUUUAAUGAUUUGUUGAGAAAUUUGCAGGCCAGUCAGGAUGUAGCAAAAAAUGUUUUACAUAUUUCAAGUUGAGUAUUUUUUGCCAGUUCUGCAGAAUCACAUCAUAAAAAAAAGAAAUCAAUGUUUUCAUUAAUGCCCACAAUAAUUUCCAAAUAAAAUAUGGUCUUGA